GGAUCAGUCUGAAUCUCUGUGUUGCAGGCCACUCUCCAAUCUCCGUGGCCGCAUAUCACGGACGCGUGAACACAGUUGCUUGUCUACUGAGUAUGGAGAGCGUGGAGAUCAAUGGAAGGGACGUGAUCGAUCCGUCCCUUUGUCGAGCGGUUGCACAAGGCCAUCUCGAUGUUGUAGGACUCUUAGUGCAGCAAGGCGCACGUCUGAACAUCAACGAAAGCACGAUCGCAACUCACGACACUGCUCUCUGCAUGGCCGCCCGUGGCGGUGACUUGGAGAUGGUCCAGGCACUACUACGCCAUGAUCGAAUUGAUUUUGAAGAGAUCGCUGGAUCUAGCAAGAAACGAUUGCAUCCAGAGGGCCAUUCGAAGCAGAAUGGAAGACGACAAAACUCCUCAAACAUUGUUGAAGCGGUCUCCAAGGAGAAGGUUCGUGGUCUGUAA
This is a messenger RNA of Penicillium arizonense, 443 nucleotides long. RefSeq names its product ankyrin repeat domain-containing protein. The transcript has 2 exons. The record is from RefSeq and is a predicted model, not a curated record. Lineage: Eukaryota; Fungi; Ascomycota; Eurotiomycetes; Eurotiales; Aspergillaceae. Gene Ontology annotation, molecular function: protein binding. The coding region runs from base 93 to 443 and encodes 116 amino acids.